CAGGGGCUUAGCCACCACCGAGGAGGCCCAGCUUUUGAUACAGCUGGAGCCACACCUGGCGAACAAGAUGGCUGUAGAGGGACGGGCCCAUUCUCUGAGCCUGUGAGGGGCAAGGCGCCCUGAGGCCCAAAGAUGGGGAACGUCACUGCGGAGAACGGCUCACUGUGCGCCAUCGACCACACCAUCCACCAGACUCUGGCCCCGGUGGUCUACAUCGUGGUGCUGGUGGUGGGCUUCCCGGCCAACUGCCUGUCCCUCUACUUCGGCUACCUGCAGAUCAAGGCCCGGAACGAGCUGGGCGUGUACCUGUGCAACCUGACCAUGGCCGACCUCUUCUACAUCUGCUCGCUGCCCUUCUGGCUGCAGUACGUGCUGCAGCACGACCACUGGUCGCACGGGGACCUGUCCUGCCAGGUGUGCGGCAUCCUCCUCUACGAGAACAUCUACAUCAGCGUGGGCUUCCUCUGCUGCAUCUCCAUCGACCGCUACCUGGCCGUGGCCCACCCCUUCCGCUUCCACCAGUUCCGCACGCUCAAGGCGGCCGUGGCCGUCAGCGCGCUCAUCUGGGCCAAGGAGCUGCUGAGCAGCGUCUACUUCCUCAUGCACAAGGAGGUGGUGGAGGACGGGGACCGGCACCGCGUCUGCUUCGAGCACUACCCCCUGGAGCCAUGGCAGCGGGGCAUCAACUACUACCGCUUCCUCGUGGGCUUCCUCUUCCCGCUCUGCCUGCUGCUGGCCUCCUACCAGGGCAUCCUGCGGGCCGUGCGCCGGAGCCACGGCACCCAGAAGAGCCGCAAGGACCAGAUCCAGCGGCUGGUGCUCAGCACCGUGGUCAUCUUCCUGGCCUGCUUCCUGCCCUACCACGCUCUGCUGCUCGUGCGCAGCCUCUGGGAGGCCAGCUGCCAGUUCGCCAAGGCCGUCUUCAACGCCUACCACUUCUCCCUGCUCCUCACCAGCUUCAACUGCGUGGCCGACCCCGUGCUGUACUGCUUCGUAAGCGAGUCCACGCACCGGGACCUGGGCCGCCUCCGGGGGGCCUGCCUGGCCUUCCUCAGCUGCGCGGGCCCCGGCCGCGCCCGGGAGGCCUACCCACUGGGCGCCGCCCAGGCCUCGGGGAAAAGCGACGAGCCCGAGCUGUUGACCAGGCUCCACUCGACCUUCCAGACCCCGAACUCGCCCGGAGCCGGGGGGUCCCCCGCGGGUGGCUUGGCCUAGCCGGGCUCUCGCCGUGGGGGGCCAGGUGAGGCCCGAGCUCGCCGUCGGGGCUGCCGCCGCCGGCCUCCCCGCU
Molecule: messenger RNA, 1288 nt
Organism: Odobenus rosmarus divergens (Pacific walrus)
Lineage: Eukaryota; Metazoa; Chordata; Mammalia; Carnivora; Odobenidae
Gene: GPR68
Product: G protein-coupled receptor 68
Exons: 1
Coding region: 133-1215 (360 amino acids)
Biological process (GO): G protein-coupled receptor signaling pathway; cellular response to pH
Cellular component (GO): membrane
Molecular function (GO): G protein-coupled receptor activity
Source: RefSeq, a predicted model, not a curated record